Messenger RNA from Chrysoperla carnea, 1627 nucleotides. Its product is annotated as U3 small nucleolar RNA-associated protein 15 homolog. The record is from RefSeq and is a predicted model, not a curated record. Lineage: Eukaryota; Metazoa; Arthropoda; Insecta; Neuroptera; Chrysopidae. Gene Ontology annotation, biological process: positive regulation of transcription by RNA polymerase I; rRNA processing. The transcript is spliced from 2 exons. Gene Ontology annotation, cellular component: nucleolus. Gene Ontology annotation, molecular function: protein binding. The coding region runs from base 61 to 1623 and encodes 520 amino acids.
UUUAAUAACACAUGCGAAUUAUAGGUUAUCGUUAUAAUACAAAAGGAAAUAAAUAAAAAAAUGUCUUCAUUUAAAAAAACUAAUAUAAAAAUUUUUACGAAGCCAACAUCAGUAUUAACACCUGAUAAUGUAUACUGGAAAAAACUUUCUGCACCUGUAUUGGUAAAAGAAUUUGGUCCAAUAGACUACAUCGAUUUUUCACCAGUUGAACCUCAUUAUUUUGCAGUAACUUGUUCUGUGCGUGUGCAAAUAUAUAAUCCCAUAACAAAGUUAGUUACAAAAAAUAUAUCAAGAUUUCGUGAAAGUGCUUAUGGUGCAUCGUUUAGAUCAGAUGGCAAAUUAUUAUGUACAGGUGGUGAAGAGAAAAACGUGAAACUUUUUGAUGUCAAUUCAAAAAAUUUACUACGUUUAUUUAAAGGACACACAGCACCUGUUCAUCGCACCUUUUUUACAUCAGAUAAAACUCACAUUGCAUCUUUUUCUGACGAUAAAUCUGUUCGAGUAUGGGAUAUUCCAACUGAAAAAGUAAUUAAUGAAUAUAACGAGCAUAAAGAUUAUAUUCGAGCAGGUGCUGUAAGUCCUGUGUCAAAAGAUAUUAUUUUAUCUGGAUCAUAUGACAACAUUUGUAAAAUGUAUGACGGACGAACAACAGAUGUUGUAUUUUCUGUAGAUCAUAAUGCUCCAAUUGAAUCUAUAUUAUUUUUACCAACUGGGGGGAUAUUUUUAACAGCUGGUGGUACUGAAAUACGUGUUUGGGAUGCCUUUAUGAAAGGUAAAUUAUUGGCCAGAAUGUCUCAUCAUCAUAAAACAAUCACAUGUUUACGGUUAGCUCAAAAUGGUAAACGAAUUAUGUCGAGUAGUUUGGAUCGACAUGUAAAAAUUUACGAUGUAGCUACAUAUAAUACUGUACAUACUUUAGAUUAUCCAAACGGUAUCUUAAGUCUUGGUGUUUCACCAAACGAUGAAAGUGUUGUUGCUGGAACAGUUGAUGGUCUUGUUUCAAUUAGUCGUCGUGAAAAUGAAAAAGAAGAAGUUAAAUCGAAAAAAAUAUCAUACAAAUUUGUAUCAGAUACUCAUCCAGCAACGGUUGAUGUGAUUGUUCCGACAUACAAUAAAGAUAAAUUACCCGAAUAUGAUACUCAUUUACGUAAAUUUCGAUUUACAAAAGCACUUGAUUCUGUUUUAAAACCAUAUAAUAUAAAUAAAAAACCAGAAACAACAGUUGCUCUUAUGGAAGAAUUAAUUCGACGUAAACGAUUAAAAGCUGCAUUAACUGGACGAGAUUCAAAAUCAAUAUUACAAAUAUUACGAUUUUUAAUAAAGUAUAUAACAGACUAUCGAUUUACUCGUGUUUUAAUUGAUGUAGCAAAUAUUUUUAUUGAUGUAUUUGAGGAAUCAGUACAUUUACAAAAUGCUGAAAUUGGUAAGCUGUUUUUACGAUUAACAGAACUUGUUCGCGAAGAUGAACGUUUAUCAGAAGAUUUAAUAAAUUUACAAGGUGCUUUAAGUUUGUUACUUGCUGGCGCAAGCAUCACAGAUCAUGUGUCGAAUGAACAAUUAGAAACACAUAAUUUAACACCUAGUGCAAACGCACAACAAAAUUUGAUAAUAAAUAUUUCUUGAAAUU